Durusdinium trenchii is the source of this 1500-nucleotide messenger RNA. Lineage: Eukaryota; Dinophyceae; Suessiales; Symbiodiniaceae. The record is from the annotation of a GenBank genome assembly.
AUGGCGACGGUGAAACGGUACAACAAAGAGACCAAACGUUUCGUGGUGACCGUUGAGGGUGGCAGAGGCGACAAAAGCAUCAAGAUGGAGAAUCUUUUCAAGGUGGUGACUGGCUGCCAAGUGAAGCUGCAGGGGCUUGACUCCAAGCUGAAUGACCGAGCUGACAUGCCCAUGUGGUCUGAGGUUAAGAGCUUGAGAUACGACGCCACGCUGUCUGACGGACGGCAGGUGAAGGUAAAGCCGGCGAAUGUGGAGCUGGUGGCUGAGGCGCCGGUGCCGAGUGAUGAGGAGGCAUUCAAGGAUGAGGCCAUGGCGAACGGUCCGAACGAUGAAGGUCUGAUGUUCGAAACCUCCGAGGACGUGGAGGUUGUGCGGACCUUUGACGCGUUGGGCUUGAAAGAGAACUUGCUUCGAGGUGUUUAUGCAUAUGGUUUCGAACGACCAUCUGCAGUGCAGCAGCGUGCCAUUCUUCCCAUCCUGAAGGGUCGAGAUGUCAUUGUACAAUCACAGAGUGGAACAGGACAGACUUUGGUCUUUUGCUUGGCUGCCCUGCAGCAUGUUGACACCACUUCCCGCGAGCCACAGGCGCUCCUUUUGUCGCCGGCACGAGAGCUGGCAGAGCAGAGUCAGAAGCUUUGCUUGGCCCUGGGUGAUUACCUGAAUGUCCAAGUGCACGCGUGCAUUGGUGGCACGCGCGUCUCAGAUGACAUCCACACCUUUGAUGCAGGUGUGCAGAUCGUUUCUGGAACUCCUGGCCGAGUCUUCCACAUGAUUCAGCAGCGGCAUUUGAGCACCCGUCACAUCAAGAUGCUGGCACUGGACGAAGCAGAUGAAUUGCUCAAUAGGGGGUUUAAGGGGCAGGUGUUCGACGUCUACAGAUACUUGCCACCAUCCACUCAGGUUGUGCUGCUAUCUGCAACAAUGCCGCAUGAGGUUCUGGAGAUGACACACAAGUUCAUGAACAAUCCUUUCCGCGUCCUGGUGAAGCGCGAUGAGUUGACGCUUGAACACAUCAAGCAGUUCUUCGUUGCAGUGGAGCGAGAACAGUGGAAGUUCGACACCUUGUGCGACUUGUACGAUACUCUCACCAUCACACAGGCGGUGAUUUUCUGCAACACCAAGCACAAGGUGGACUGGUUGAGCCAAAAGAUGCGCGACGCCAACUUCAAAGUGGCGUCCAUCCACGGUGACAUGCCUCAAAAGGAGCGCGAUGCCAUCAGGCAGCAGUUCCGCUCUGGCACCAACCGAGUCUUGAUCACCACCGACUCGUGCGGCCGCAGCGUGCUGGCGCAGGCCAAGGUGUCCCUGGUGAUCUGUUACGACCUGCCCAACAACCGAGAGCUCUACAUCCACCGCAUCGGCCGCAGCGGCCGUUUCGGACGAAAAGGUGUGGCCAUCAACUUCGUGAAGAAUGAUGACAUUCGUAUUUUGCGCGAUAUUGAGCAGUUUUACUCCAUUCAGAUCGACGAGAUGCCCAUGAAUGUUGCAGAAAUUAUUUAA